This is a messenger RNA of Linum tenue, 1056 nucleotides long. The record is from the annotation of a GenBank genome assembly. NCBI's taxonomy places the organism in Eukaryota, Viridiplantae, Streptophyta, Magnoliopsida, Malpighiales, Linaceae.
GAAACCCAGGGAAGGGGAGAAAGUGAAAAAGGAAAGUCUAACACAGGAGGCUGCACUUCCCCAGUUUGUGAGGGGUUCAGCAUGUCGUCUUUUCUCGUCCCGAUGAUGCAGGAUGCAGAAGAUAACGAUAACCCAUCUUAUCUCAACAGGAAAAGGAAGUUGAAUGCCGUGCAAUUGGGUCUUCCCCUACCAAAGCAUAAUUGUUGGGUUCAUCCUGGUGAUGAGAAAAAUCAGGUGGGACACACAAUCAAUCAUGUACUCAAGGACAAUGCCGAGCAACAGGGGAAUUCCAUCGACAACAUGAUGUCUGAUUAUGAAUCUGCUAAUGAUAGCAACAGCUUUGUUGUCGAUUCACAUCCCUGUACCAUGUCAUCUAGUGAAGCUAAACCGCAAUCAGAGAUCACAAAUACAUGGCCGAGCAGCAGUCUAGCCUCUACUUCGUCGUUGAAUUGUUUUUCCGAGAGUUCUACACAGGAUCCUCAGUGUUCUUCAGAUCCUAGUAACGGGAAGGAACUCCCACAUCUUUAUUAUGACAGCCUUGAAGCAUAUGAUCACAAGGAUGGAAUGCUCGAAUAUGCUCAACAGUACUACAAGGGAGGAAAUAUCCCUCUCGAAGACGAUGAAGUGGAUGAUGUUCUUGGUUUGAAUGGAGCGAACUCUCAUGUUUAUGUCCUUUCAUCUGGAAGAUGGAGUGUUGACCAAGAUCCUCAGCCACAGGCCAGAAAGCCGACCAUUGAUCAAGAAUUCGAGCAAUACUUUUCUUCUCUCAUGCUGCAGUAGUAUCAUUUGCUGCACACCUAACUUCCCCUCCUACUUGUCAACUGUAAAAAUUCACUUGUGUUCGAGCUGCUACUGCUCACAAGCAUUAGCCAUCUGUUUUUCGCUUACCGCAGUUUCUGGCCCCAAAUAAUACUCUUGUUUUGUAGAAACUAUUUUUCUCAGAUUCCUGUCGCUUGAUUUUUCAUUUGUACCACAAAUGGGAGCUUGGAAGUUGGAACUUGGAACAAUGGAACUCAUUCUGAGAAGACAAGAACACCAAAAGCAAACUUCUCCCGU